This is a messenger RNA of Panonychus citri (citrus red mite), 1953 nucleotides long. Its product is annotated as solute carrier family 2, facilitated glucose transporter member 8-like. Gene Ontology annotation, cellular component: membrane. Gene Ontology annotation, molecular function: transmembrane transporter activity. The transcript has 4 exons. Bases 414 to 1889 code for a protein of 491 amino acids. The record is from RefSeq and is a predicted model, not a curated record. NCBI's taxonomy places the organism in Eukaryota, Metazoa, Arthropoda, Arachnida, Trombidiformes, Tetranychidae. Gene Ontology annotation, biological process: transmembrane transport.
UGAUUGAUUGUAAUAAAGAAGAUCAUUGUUAUGUAAAAAUUGGUGGAAAUGGAGAUUACAAUUAAUUAAUUCUUAGCCAUGUUUUCCGAUUAAAAUUAAAAUCAUUAUUAGACGAAACUUUCAUUUCUCUGUAACAUCACAAUUAGAGUUACAAUUUGAGUUACAAUUAGGAAAUUAUUCUUGAUUAACUUAAUAAACCUCAUUGAUUACAAAGUUGUUGUUAGUUGAACCAAAUCAAUUAUAAUUACCGUUACCUUUUCCUUAAUUAUUAGAAGAAUUUAAGCAAUUAAUUGAUUGUUAUUGAUUAUAACAAGGAAAAAGUUUCGGAAUCAGUUGAUCAGUACGACAACAAUUAAAUCCUCAGUAAUUCACCAUUGAUUCAUUUAAUAUCCUUUGAUUAUCCUUACAAAAUUAUGGAUGAAAAAAUGAUCAAUGUUAAACCUUCAUUGUUUCUGGUCUAUGCUGUUGGAUCAUCGCUUUUGGGAUCAAUCUCAUUGGGAUUAACUGUUGGAUUUAGUUCAUCAGCUAUUCCAAGUAUGGAAAGUAAUUUAACUUCACCCAGAAUAAUUGAACAUGAUCACAAUGAAACUAAAUCAUGGAUUAAGAGUAUAAUCUCAAUUGGUGCCAUGAUCGGUGCUUUAAUUGCAGGUCCUGUCGCUAAUUUGAUUGGCCGUAAAUUGUCAUUAAUUGUCGCUAAUGUCCCUUUCUUUUUUGGUUGGCUUGCAAUCGGAUUUGCUCCUGGAAUUACAUCAAUAUUAAUCGGACGAUUGACCACUGGUCUAUGUUCAGGUUUUGUUUGCACAGUUAUACCUUUGUAUUUGGUUGAGAUUUCACCUUGUCACCUACGAGGUUUAAUUGGGUCAACAUUUCAGGCCGCAACUAUCGGUGGUAUACUUUUAUCAUCAAUUCUUGGCGUUUUCUUGGAGUGGCGACAAUUGGCCUUAAUUAGUUCACUGCCGUGUUUAAUUAUGCCUUUACUUAUGUUUUUCACAACGGAAUCACCAGCGUUCAUAAUUAACCAGCAAUCAACUAAUUUCAACAACAACAAUAAUAAUAACAAUGAUUAUCAAUCUACUAGUACCAAAGAAACAUACAAAGUAUUACAAAGAUUACGAAGUCAUUCAAGUGACAUUGAAGGUGAAUUAAAGGAAAUGGGGUCAUCAGGGUCAACCGGUGAUGAGUCUAAAGUUUUCGUCCCUUGGUCAGUGAUCAGAAAACCCGAAGUUUACAAGCCAUUUUUAAUUACUUUGGGUAUAAUGUUUUUCCAGCAGUUUAGCGGCAUAAGUCCAGUUACUUUUUCAAUGGUUGAGAUAUUUAAAUUGUCACAAAUUCAAUUGAACGGUUUUGUCGCUUCAGUGAUUGUUAACUCGGUCUCAUUUAUUUCAACCAUAAUCGCAAGCCUAUUGUCCGAUAGAUGUGGACGGAAGCCACUUUUAAUCAUCUCAGGAGUUUUACAUGUUAUCAGUUUAUCCGUUCUUGGAUUAACCUUUUACAUUGUCCACUCGAAUCCUGAACUUGGACCUAAAUACGGUUUCAUUGCGUUAAUUUCACUCAUGGUUUUUGUCGCUGGUUUCGCGCUUGGCUAUGGGUGUUUACCUUUCACCAUGAUAUCAGAAUAUACCAUUUAUGAGGCUCGAGGUUUAAUCAGUUCGGCUGGUGUUUGUUUCUGUUGGACAUUCGCCUUCCUAUUGGUUAAAUCGUUUGAAGACUUACAACAUUACCUUAAACCCUACGGCACUUAUUGGCUAUUGGCAUUCAUCUCGAUAUUCAGUGUACCUUUUGUCACUUUCUUUGUACCCGAAACGAAGGGCAAAUCAGCUGAAAAAAUCGCUCAUCAAUUUAACUGUAAACUGUUUCAAGAUGUUCCCUGUACUUUUCGUAACAAUUAAAGUCUCGAUUUAAUUACAAUGUAAAUUGCUACUCGAUGAAAAUAAAACAAGCAAAAUAUUCCGA